AUGGCUGCGCUCCGUCGUGGCAAGAAUCACGCCAGCGAUCCCCUGACUCCUGUCUUCUUGUACAGCAUCCUGAAACAACUUGAUCUGAAGCCGAUCGACUGGCAAGCAGUUGCCGAUCAGAUCGGUAUUUCCAAUGGACAUGCUGCGAGGAUGCGGUACAGUCGAAUGAAAUCACAACUUGAGGGUAUUCCACCACCACCAAAAGUUAUCAAACCCAAAAAGACAGCGGACACCAAAACAGCGAGCAAAGAUAAGACAGCUGGCAAGCGUCAGCUACUUGCUGAAGAGGAAGAACGGCUAUCCAAAGACAAGGAUUUGGCAGCCGGAACCAUGUCAACUGGUCCCACGGUGUACAGAUCCAAGAGAGCCAAAAUCGAGGACGAUGGGCAUGCUCUUUUGCAUUCUGCCAAGCAAGCCACGAGUAUCAAGCACGAGGCUGGCGUCAGUCAAAAUCCCGUCGCGGCCAGUCCCAAGCAGCCCAAGCCUGAACCACAUCAGUCCAGCAUCAUUGUUAAGCAGGAACCUCGACGAAGCGUCACAGCCGCGGCAUCCCACUCUACCGGUAUCCAUGUCAAGCAAGAACUUGACGAUACUAUCAUUACCUUUCAGCCCUCAGCCUCGCCACAUCCAAUUGUCAAGCAUGAAAUCGAUGUCGGAACAGCGAAAGAAGGGUCUGCCCAUUUUACAGGAAACCAGAUGAAAGGACCAUUGUACGACCAAGUCACUUUCAAAAACAUGGACUUGAAUGCAGCAAGCAAUGACGAGGACGCUUCUCACGAGCCGUGGCCAACCACUAUGAACAACAUGGUUUCUCCGUACAUUCAUAAUGCCAUUCCAGCUCCUGCCAGCUCUCAAAUGAUGGGGUAUGGUCAUUUGCAGGGUCCAUUCCAUCCACCGACUCACUUUGAUGCUGCUGCGAGCGCAGACAUGAAUAUGUGUCCUCCAAUGCGAUAUCCCAUGCGACCAGUGGCUGAUUACUUCGCAACACCGGCAAUGCCACCGUACACAAGCAGCAGUUAUGUGCUCGACCCAAAUGCCAUGUCGUAUCUGGAUAUGCUCAAUAUGCCACUUUACCCUAUCCCAAGUACCAUCUCAGGUCCAGGGAUUGAAGACAUUUCCUGGGCUUCUUCCCGUGUAUCUGAGCUUGAGCCUAGCCACGAGGGAAGGGCCAGUCCCAACAACGUACCUAUCGACCAGAGACCAGAGCAAGGUCAAGGGCAAGAAACAGCAGGUGGCGAACGUGGAAAGGGAACGACUUCAGCUGAAGCAGGCGUUGCAGGUAAAACAAGCACACAAGAUUCUGUGGUCAUGUCUCAAUAUCUGACAUUCACUCCUGAAGUGAUUAAUUUGGAUGAUUGA
This is a messenger RNA of Exophiala mesophila, 1359 nucleotides long. RefSeq lists its product as uncharacterized. NCBI's taxonomy places the organism in Eukaryota, Fungi, Ascomycota, Eurotiomycetes, Chaetothyriales, Herpotrichiellaceae. The transcript has a single exon. The coding region runs from base 1 to 1359 and encodes 452 amino acids. The record is from RefSeq and is a predicted model, not a curated record.